UUUUUGUUACUUGACUGCCCUUAGUGCAAUUAAUUUAUCCAAUCAGGAGAGCUUUUUUAAUUUUGUGAAUUGCAAUUUGCUAUCAUUACUGUCUGCAAACACACUCAUAAGUGUACCCAGCCAUAACCGUAUUCUCUAUUCUCCAUGUUCUCUAUAAUUAACCUGGAAGUGGAUCUUAGAGCAUCGUAUUUUAAGAAGCUAUAUCCAUGCAUGUAGAUCACUGUUGCUCUACUUACUUUUUAUAUGCACUGUUUUUUCUUAGGGACAAAGCAUUAUAUCUUUCUUAACAACCGAGAUCACACCUGUCAUGGAAUUAUUUUCAUCCAUGAAAACACAUGGCGUUCUAGAAGAAGUUCAACUCUGAUGAAUAUUCUACCACACCAUUCAAUGAUUAAGGAUACCCUUUUGAAUGAUGAUGAUAUUGGUGACAGCUGCCGUGAAGAUUUUCUGCACAAGGCCAUUAGCUCUCACUUGCAGACAUGUGGGUGUUCGGUUGUCAUAGGAAGCAAUCCAGAAAAAGUGAAUAAGAUGGUUCGAACAUUGUGCCUUUUCUUAACUCCAAAUGAACGAAAAUGCUCACGACUUGCUAAUGCUAGUAGUUCUUUCAAAUAUGAUUCAGGUCUUUUUGUUCAGGGCCUUUUAAAGGAUGCUACCGGUAGCUUUGUGCUGCCUUUCCGUCAAAUUAUGUAUGCUCCAUACCCAACCACACACAUUGAUGUUGACGUGAAUACAGUGAAGCAGAUGGCCCCGUGCCAUGAACACAUUUAUAACCAGCAGAGUUACAUGAGCCAGGAACUUCACAAACUUCAAAAGACUGCAUCAGAAGAAGAUGUGAUCCCUGAUACUGUAAUUCAUAUGGAUGAGAGUUUCACUCCUGAUCUGAAUAUUUUCCAGGACAUGAUGUAUCGAGAUACAUUGGUAAAGUCGUUUUUAGAUCAGAUUUUUCAGCUCAAAUCUGGCUUGUCCCUCAGAAGCAUUUUUCUGUCACAGUUUCUCCUUGUUCUUCACAGAAAAGCUCAAACAGUGAUAAAAUACAUAGAGGAUGAAACCCAGAAGGGAAAGAAGCCAUUUAAAUCCUUGCGCAAUCUGAAAACUGACCUUGAUCUUACAGUGGAAGGUGACUUGGCUAUUAUCAUGGCUAUAGCUGAGAAAUUAAAACCAGGCUUACAUUCAUUUAUUUUUGGAAAAUCAUUCUACACAAGUGUACAAGAACGUGAUGUAUUAAUGUCACUAUAGAGACGUGUAUUGCAUUUCACAUUAUGAAUAAUUGUGUGUCUACUUAUUGCAGAUAGCUAAUUAACAUGACGGUGUAAUUAUGAUAAUGCAUGUAUUGAAAUUAAUGUCAAACCAAAUAGUUUACAAUGUUUGUAUUUGACACAACCAUGGAACAGCAGUCAAUAAAUAAAACCUAAUAGCAUCAAAUCUAAUAAUCCAAAUUGUGGUGGGAA
Molecule: messenger RNA, 1448 nt
Organism: Chiloscyllium plagiosum (whitespotted bambooshark)
Lineage: Eukaryota; Metazoa; Chordata; Chondrichthyes; Orectolobiformes; Hemiscylliidae
Source: RefSeq, a predicted model, not a curated record